Messenger RNA from Malaya genurostris, 854 nucleotides. RefSeq lists its product as uncharacterized. The record is from RefSeq and is a predicted model, not a curated record. The transcript is spliced from 3 exons. Bases 93 to 668 code for a protein of 191 amino acids. NCBI's taxonomy places the organism in Eukaryota, Metazoa, Arthropoda, Insecta, Diptera, Culicidae.
UGACGGAGCGAUUUUGUGGUCGAUUCGGGUUGAACAUAAUAAUAUUUUUAAAAGUAUAUAAUUAUGUAUUAACUCAACAAAUAGUUUGUAUAAUGAAUGAAUAUUUGUGGGAAUUUGCGCAGAAACUACCAAGCGAAAAUCGCUUCCAAAUAGUCCUGAAAUCGGCCCUUUCCACAAUUGCUGCAAAGCGGUCGGACUUGGGAAAAACCAACGACAAAUGGAUGUGCCGAAAAUGUAAAACUCUCUGGAUGCAUGGUUAUUUCCAUGUAGACGAAAUUCAACGUACAAAUAAGUUCGAUAAAUUGGUGCCGAAAUAUGAGAUCAAAUCGAGUCUAUCUAGAAAACAACAGACUUAUCUGAAGUAUAUGCAGAGUAGAAAAAACGCUAGCAUUAAAUACACAUGCCAUAUUUGUUCUUACAAAACGAGAGUUGCGAUAGUCCAAAGUAGUCGAUCAAACAAGAAGAUGAAUGUGAAGGUUACUAAAAAAGCUGUCCUCAAGACUAAUAAAAGCAAGUCACAAAAGAGAACAAUGGCAAUGAAUAAAAAGAAACCAGCGUCCACAUUUAAUUCUAACAAUUCAAAUAAGCUUCAGGCAUUGUCGAAUAUAUUAAAAAAUAAAUCUGUUGAAAUGUCAUCCCAAGAUCGAUUGAAACUGUUGUUGAAGUAAAUCAUAGAUUGAUUUAUUGUGAUACACGCAUUGUAAAAAAAUGUGAAUUUCAAAGUGUUCUUGAAAUUCGUUAGUGAGUACUGCGAAACCAGGAAAGAUAGUCUCAACUAUUUAUAUCAGAAGGUCAAAAAGGCACACUGUGUGUGGUAACAAUAAAUAGUGCUCGUGCCGCACAAUGUUUGUAAA